Symbiodinium sp. CCMP2592 is the source of this 1365-nucleotide messenger RNA. NCBI's taxonomy places the organism in Eukaryota, Dinophyceae, Suessiales, Symbiodiniaceae. The record is from the annotation of a GenBank genome assembly.
AUGAACCCUUCGUUUCUUCAGGUGAAGACGACGGAGCUAUUGAACGCAGAAGCGAGCGGGGUCAUUUUGGUAGACCCCGAUGUGGACAUUGAUCACUCUUUCAGUCGCAUCUUCACCGCGCCUCCGGUUGUCGCUGUCAAGCUGCGAGUUUUGGAAGGUAUAUCCGGUGCGGACGCAUGCCAUUCAGGGCUCCUGCGGUGUCUUGUGGAGGCACCCAACAAGGCUGUUUUCUAUACAGAUGCAGUGGAGGCUGUAGUGUCAGCAGCUUGGCAGCAGUACCGGCUUCAGACCGUGCUGGAAUCAACUUUCGGCAUUCUGACGGUGAUCCUGCUUUGCGUUGCUUCCUUCGCUUCCAAGAACGGUCAGCCUGCGUUCGCUGGAGCUGUGUGGCUUGGCAUCCUUGCAUUGCACAUCAAGAGGACUGCGGAGGAAGUAGUGCAAUACCUGUGUUUUGCGACACGAGUCUGGCAGGGCAAAGUCCACCGUGCUCGUUGUCUCGACUUCGACAACGCUGCCGACCUCGUUUACGUGAUCGUUGGAUGGUUCGCCUGUGUGCUGCAAAUGCAGCAGGAUGAGCUGGAAAAGCAAGCCGUGCCCUGCUUCUGUGCGCUGGCAUGGGUUAGAGCUUUGUACACCUUGCGUGGCGAGUCGUGGCUUGGCCCGAGACUUCUUCCCAUAUUGUCUGCGAUACAGGACACUAAAGCCAUCAUCCUGGUGACAGCAAUAUGCACCUUUGCAGCGACGCAUGCCUAUUAUUGCCUGCAAAUUCGCCAGUCGCCAUCACCACUUCAUGCCGUCUAUGUCGCAUUCUUGCAAGUGGUGCGCCUGAGCGUUUUUGAUGAGUCAAACCUCGGUGAAUUUGAGAAGUUUUAUGGAGAAGACUUCAAUAUCUCGGAGGGUGAUGACUCCGACGAGUUCGUGGAAGACGAGCCGGGCUUCGACUUUGAUUACGUGUGGAUACAUGGUCUGUUCCAUGCUACCCGCAUUGGAAUUACGAUUCUGUUGAUGAACUUGUCGAUCGGCGUUCUCGGGCAAAACUUUGAGUUGUAUCAAGAUCAAAGCCGUCAGCUUUUCCAAUGUGCUCGCGCCAGGAUGAUGUGGGAGUUGGGUCGCCGACCCUGGAAUCGGAAGUUCUGGACGAAGGCGUGCAAGCAGUCCCCCACAACUGGGGCGAGUGCUGAGCAAGCCGACCAGUGCAUGAUUUGGCUGCUCACACGCAACGAUAUUCCGCCUGAAGGGUUUCGAAGCAUUCGAACGGACUUGAAGAUGCACAUGCAAAAGAUGGAGUCCCUGAUUCGUGAAGAAGUCCGCAGUGGCUUACAGGACAUAAAGGUCGAACUCGGGGGAGCCAGCAACACUGCAUGA